AGUAGGAAAGAGGGGGCGGGGUUCCCUUCCAACUCAGCAGGGGAGGAGGGCUGUUGGGCUGGGCUCCCCAGACUGAAACGCGGCUUUCACGUUGGUGGUAGUAACCCCACUGUUAGCAUUGCCGCCCCCUCCAACCCAUCUACCUUCCCCUCUAAUCAGCUGGUAGUCGGUGGUUUUUAACAGUGCACUCGGUACUAGCGUGAGAAGAUGUCUAACGUCAACUGGAAGCCCUUUGUUUUCGGCGGGUUGGCUUCAGUAACGGCGGAAUGUGGAACCUUUCCAAUCGACCUAGCCAAGACGCGCCUUCAGGUACAAGGCCAGGUGGGCGAUAGCAAGUACCGAGAGAUCCGCUACCGAGGCAUGCUGCACGCUAUAAUGAGGAUCGGAAGAGAGGAGGGGCUCCGAGCUCUGUAUUCAGGGAUUGCUCCUGCCAUGCUGCGGCAGGCCUCCUACGGGACCAUAAAAAUUGGCACAUACCAGAGCUUUAAGAGGCUACUGGUUGAAAGGCCAGAGGACGAGACGCUGUUGACUAACGUGUUGUGCGGCAUUCUCUCCGGUGUCAUCUCCUCCUCCAUCGCCAACCCUACUGAUGUGCUUAAGAUCCGCAUGCAAGCUCAGGGAAAUGUGAUCCAGGGCAGUAUGAUGGGCAACUUCAUUAAUAUCUACCAGGAGGAGGGGACCAGAGGACUGUGGAAGGGUGUCUCUCUAACAGCUCAGAGGGCAGCUAUCGUGGUCGGGGUGGAGCUUCCAGUCUACGACCUCACCAAGAAGCAUCUCAUCCUGUCGGGUUACAUGGGGGACACCGUGUACACACACUUCUUGUCCAGCUUUGUGUGCGGCUUGGCGGGGGCUCUGGCAUCAAAUCCAGUGGACGUGGUCCGGACACGCAUGAUGAACCAGAGAGGAGGAGCGCUGUACCAGGGAACAUUAGACUGUCUGCUGCAGACGUGGCGCUCUGAAGGCUUCAUGGCCCUCUACAAGGGUUUCUUCCCCAACUGGCUGCGCCUAGGACCAUGGAACAUCAUCUUCUUCCUCACCUAUGAACAGCUGAAGCAGAUCAGCGUGUGAUCAGCAUAACAACAUGGCGGAGAUGAGUAUGAGCGCACGCUCCAAGAGGAGCUGAGAGGACCAAGGUGACGCGAGCUUGAUGGAACCAGCAGGGGGAAA
Messenger RNA from Oreochromis niloticus (Nile tilapia), 1167 nucleotides. Its product is annotated as kidney mitochondrial carrier protein 1. Gene Ontology annotation, biological process: transmembrane transport. The coding region runs from base 208 to 1068 and encodes 286 amino acids. The transcript has 9 exons. NCBI's taxonomy places the organism in Eukaryota, Metazoa, Chordata, Actinopteri, Cichliformes, Cichlidae. The record is from RefSeq and is a predicted model, not a curated record.